CUGUAAAAGCCUGCAGUUCACUACAGGAUAUCUGGGUAGAGAGGGUAAGGUUCUUGGCUUUCUCUUCAUACAUUCAAAAAUAGAACUAAAAAGCCUCUGUGAAUUGAAAAACGACAGUGUGAAUUUCUGCUGCUUCCACUGAAAACUCAGUUCUGAGUCUGCUAAUAUCUUACCUUUGGGGGGAUAUAUUGUUAUGAAGAAUGGAGACUUCAGUGAGUUCCUGACACUGGAGGAGGACUAGGAAGUUUAAGACAAAAAAUCACCAUGCAAAUGCUUUUCCUAAAGAAGAAACAUAAACACUCAAGAUGUAACAGCACAAACAGUAUGAGAGUAAAGUACACUUAUCUAUAGAUGCUGUUUCAGUACUCCAUCUUUGGAACCACCUAUAUCUUUUGGCAGGAGCCAUAAUUCCACAGUUUUCCUUGCUGAACAUACUGAGAUAUUCAAGAUGGGCAGCAACAGUACCGGCACUGCUGAGAGUAACUGCAAUGUCACAUCUUUGACAUUUCAGUACUCUCUGUAUGCAACCACCUAUAUCUUCAUAUUUAUCCCGGGUCUCCUGGCUAACAGUGCAGCCCUGUGGGUUCUGUGCCGCUUCAUCAGCAAGAAGAACAAGGCCAUCAUCUUCAUGAUCAAUCUCUCAGUGGCGGACCUUGCUCAUGUCCUGUCCUUACCUCUUCGGAUUUACUAUUAUAUUAAUCGUCACUGGCCAUUCCAGAGGGCCCUUUGCCUGCUGUGCUUCUAUCUAAAAUAUCUCAACAUGUAUGCCAGCAUUUUUUUCUUGACAUGCAUUAGCCUUCAGAGGUGCCUCUUUCUCCUCAAGCCAUUCAGAGCCAGAAACUGGAAGCGUAGGUAUGACGUGGGCAUCAGUGCUGCUGUCUGGAUCAUCGUGGGGACUGCCUGUUUGCCACUGCCCAUCCUGAGAAGUGCUGGCUUAGCCAAUAACAGUGAAUCGUGCUUUGCUGAUUUAGGGCUUCACGACAUUAGUAUGAUAUCAUCCAUUGGCAUGGUAACUGCGGCUGAACUUGGAGGGUUUGUAUUGCCUGUUGUAAUUAUUACAUAUUGCACAUGGAAAACAAGAAAAUCUUUACAAGAAUUCCAAGAUCCACCUCAGAAUAUUAAAGAGAGGAAAAAGGCUUUGAGAAUGGUUCUAAUGUGUGCAGUGGUAUUCAUAGUCUGUUUCACUCCUUACCAUCUCAACUUCCCAUUCUUUAUGAUGGUAAAGCAACGUGUCUUCUCGAACUGUUCCUUUAUUAACAGCACUCUAUGUUUCCACAUCAUUUCCUUGUGUCUUGCAAAUCUGAAUUGUUGUCUUGAUCCUGUUGUGUAUUAUUUUAUGACUUCAGAAUUUCGUGAUCAAUUUUCAGAACAUGGGAGUUUGGUGAUCCAGUCAUGUUUGCGUUGUAAGGACAGUACUUUGGAAAUUCGUCAGAGGAAGGAGAAUCUUCAGACUAUCUCUCUGGAAUGUUUGGAUGUUCCAACACAAUGUGAUGAAAUGGUUAUCUAAAAUAAUCUUUAUACUCUGUCAGUUGAGCCAUUUCGAAGUGAUUCUGGGUAUCAUGAAGAAACUCAGCCACUUCACUCAAAAUAAUCUGUCUACAGGAGUUCUCUGUGCUAAGAUUAUUAGUGGACUAUGUAAGAAAAAAAUAUCAUCCUACAAUGUUAUAAUUGAGAGAAAUAAUCGCAUACCUGUUCCUCAGUAAUGGAGCCAAUAGUCUCAUCCUUAACUGAGGAAAACAAAAUACAUCAAAAUCUAGUGAACAUGUACAAGUUAUCUCAACCUUAAAAAGUCUACAUUAGAAUAUGACCCUAUCUUUAUUUAGAAAACAUACACUACUUGGGCCAAUUAUGUUACAGAGGGAUGGCUUUUCAUAUUGAUAUGGAUUAUGGAAAUUAGUAACAAUAUAACUUAAAAUAUCUAUAAGAUUAUCUUUUUCCUCACUUUGAAGAAAAAAAUCAAUUCAGAUGAAAAUUACCGUUGAAGUCACAGACAAUGCAAACACCUAAAAUAGAAUUGUACUCUGCACAUUUAAAAAUGAGGUUAAAGGCUUAAAACAACUAAUCUGUCUGAAUGGCUGUGAGUUUGUGAUGUGAUACAUAUUUUUGUUUACUGUCACUAAUUGGGAAUUAUUCUCCCAUGUCUUUAUUAGGAU
Mastomys coucha (southern multimammate mouse) is the source of this 2153-nucleotide messenger RNA. RefSeq names its product putative P2Y purinoceptor 10. Gene Ontology annotation, molecular function: G protein-coupled receptor activity. Lineage: Eukaryota; Metazoa; Chordata; Mammalia; Rodentia; Muridae. Gene Ontology annotation, cellular component: membrane. Gene Ontology annotation, biological process: phospholipase C-activating G protein-coupled receptor signaling pathway; positive regulation of Rho protein signal transduction. The record is from RefSeq and is a predicted model, not a curated record. The transcript has 3 exons. The coding region runs from base 449 to 1507 and encodes 352 amino acids.